AUGGAGUUCGAUGAUACCGAAGGACCUUGUGUUUUACACGCCACAUCAUCCUCACAACCAUAUGCGCCCUCAAAACGUGCAAGUCUACCUAACAGUCAGACUGUCCACGAAUUUGGCCACGGUCACAUAGCGGCUCCUUGCACGUGCUGUAGUUCCGACAACCCAUGCAUAGCUCAGGAACAACUUGUGACCACCGUGGAUAGCGGGUCAGAUAUCGAUGAGGUCUGUCUGUAUUAUGCGAACCGUGGCAGAUGGCAGACAGACUCGCUCUUCGAUGAUGAAGCUUAUGUGAUGCUGGCGAACAACGAGCUGGUCGAGCUCGCAGGAUACGAUGAGACACUGCUGGGCAUCCGAGGGGGCUGCAUGCAGGAACGAUUUUACUACCCCGAUGGCCCUUUAUGCGACGUGAUGCUAGGCAAUCCCACCAUCGCUACAGUCGAUUGCUUCAACGAAUUCAAGGAAUCCCAUGUGGAUUCCUUCCACAUGAUACAGUGGGUUGAGAAGAUUGACUCCAUCGAGCAGGAAACCAAACAGAUCUUGGCUGGUAGCUCCGGUCCUCCUUUAGCCAGAGGUCCAACAAGCGGUCCAAGGAAGACGAGCUGGAGGUCUCGCUUCGGCAAAGAGUUCAGGGAGGAGACUAGCUCAGUUGAUAAGCGCGGCAAGUCCAUUUUUGUCUGA
This is a messenger RNA of Diaporthe amygdali, 678 nucleotides long. RefSeq lists its product as uncharacterized. The transcript has 2 exons. The coding region runs from base 1 to 678 and encodes 225 amino acids. Lineage: Eukaryota; Fungi; Ascomycota; Sordariomycetes; Diaporthales; Diaporthaceae. The record is from RefSeq and is a predicted model, not a curated record.